Molecule: messenger RNA, 4535 nt
Organism: Pseudophryne corroboree (corroboree frog)
Lineage: Eukaryota; Metazoa; Chordata; Amphibia; Anura; Myobatrachidae
Gene: EPS15L1
Product: epidermal growth factor receptor pathway substrate 15 like 1
Exons: 25
Coding region: 24-2921 (965 amino acids)
Biological process (GO): endosomal transport; endocytosis
Cellular component (GO): cytoplasm; plasma membrane
Molecular function (GO): calcium ion binding; protein binding
Source: RefSeq, a predicted model, not a curated record
CCUGUUCAGCAGUAGAGCUCAACAUGCUCCGAAGGCAUAAAAUAACAAAACGCAUCAGCCCCAACGCCCAAACCUUACACCGAUUUCUGUUGGCACCUCAUGAGGGCGUGAGAAGAAAUCUGCAUUACUCACACGGUACGGAUGGUGUAAUGCUCUCCAGUGGAAAUCCAUUAUAUGAAACAUACUACAAACAAGUUGACCCAUCUUACACUGGUAGGGUAGGACCAGCAGAAGCAGCACUCUUCCUGAAAAAGUCAGCCCUCUCAGACGUCAUUCUUGGGAAGAUUUGGGACUUAGCUGAUCCAGAGGGGAAAGGUUACUUGGACAAGCAGGGGUUUUACGUUGCUUUACGGCUGGUGGCCUGUGCGCAGAGUGGUCAUGAAGUUAGCCUGGCCAGUUUAAAUGCUCCUGUGCCACCUCCGAAAUUUAAUGAUACCAGCAGUCCCCUUUUGAUCACUCCUUCUCCUGUAGAAGCUCACUGGUCAGUUCGGAUAGAAGAGAAAUCCAAGUUUGAUGGGAUAUUUGAUAGCUUAUUGCCAGUUAAUGGCUUACUGUCUGGAGACAAGGUGAAACCAGUACUUAUUAACUCCAAACUACCUCUGGAUAUCUUAGGAAGAGUGUGGGAGCUCAGUGACAUAGACAAGGAUGGACAUUUGGACAGGGAUGAGUUUGCGGUGGCAAUGCAUCUUGUAUACAGAGCUCUGGAGAAAGAACCUGUCCCAUCUAUUUUACCACAAUCAUUGAUUCCCCCAUCUAAGAGGAAGAAAACACCUACGUUUCCUGGAGCAGUUCCUGUUCUCCCUGCUAGCCCCCCUCCAAAGGACAGUCUUCGUUCCACUCCAUCUCAUGGUAGCAUGAGCAGUUUAAACAGUGCAGGCAGCUUGUCCCCCAAACACUCCUCUAAGCCCAGCCAGCCCGCUGUAAAUUGGGUUGUUCCUCUGACAGACAAGAUACGCUAUGAUGACAUCUUCCUUCAGACAGAUUUAGAUAUGGAUGGAUAUGUGAGUGGACUGGAAGUAAAGGACAUCUUUAUGCAAUCUGGACUCCCUCAGAAUAUCUUGGCGCACAUAUGGGCUCUUGCUGACACCAGGCAAAUGGGAAAGUUGAACAAGGACCAGUUUGCUCUUGCAAUGUACUUCAUACAGCAGAAAGUCAGCAAAGGCAUUGAUCCUCCCCAGGUUUUGUCUCCUGAUAUGAUCCCUCCAGCAGAGAGGAACACCCCCAUACAGUGUCCAGUGAGAGCAGAUUCUAUCUUCCGUGUAACAACCUUGUCUGGUUACAUGGCCCCCAUAGGAAAUGACAUGGCGAGCCUAACAGACAUACGGCGUGACAGCUCAAGCUCUGUUGGAUCUGGAGAAUUCACUGGAGUAAAAGAGCUGGAUGAAAUCAGCCAGGAGAUAGCCCAGUUACAGAGAGAAAAGUAUGCUUUAGAACAGGACAUCAGAGAAAAAGAAGAGGCCAUAAGACAGAAGAGCACAGAAGUACAGGAGCUGCAGAAUGAUCUAGACCGUGAAGCUUCAACAUUACAGGAACUAGAAGCACAAAAGCAGGAUGCACAGGACCGGCUUGAUGAAAUGGACCAACAAAAAGCUAAAUUAAAAGACAUGCUAAAUGAUGUAAGGCAAAAGUGCCAGGAAGAAGGGCAAAUGAUUUCUUCCCUAAAGGUACAGAUUCAGUCACAGGAGUCAGAUGUACAGGCGCAGGAGGAAGAACUUAAUAGGGCAAAAUCAGAGCUAAACCGAUUGCAACAAGAGGAAACUCAGCUGGAACAAAGCAUUCAGGCAGGAAAGGUUCAACUGGAGACCAUUAUAAAGUCUUUGAAAUCCACACAGGAAGAAAUCAAUCAGGCUCGCAGCAAAUUAUCACAGCUUCAAGAGAGUCAGCAGGAAAUGAACAAAAGUAUUGAACACUACAACAAUGCUCUCAACGGAGACCAUGGGGGUAGCAUGAAUAAUCUAUCAGACGUUGAGGCCUUUUCCUCACGAGAGAGGCUGGACCGUUCCACAGCAGUGGAUGAUCCAUUCAAGAACAAACCCCCAUUGUUUAACAGCAACAACAACCAGGACCUUUACUCAGACCCAUUCCAGACAGAAGAUCCUUUUAUUUCUGAUCCAUUUAAAGGAGCUGAUCCCUUCAAGAGCAAUCCUUUUGGUGAUGAUCCAUUUAAAGAAAGUGACCCCUUUCAUGCCCCAACUACAGAUGAUCCAUUUCAUAAACCCAGCAAAGGUGACCCUUUUUCUACCGAUCCCUUCAGUAAGAAUAAUGUCCAUUCGAUGACAUUGCCCCUAAAGUCGGAUCCUUUUGAUAGCAGAGAUCCUUUCUCCUCUUCAACACUUCCAAAGAAAGAACCAGACCCAUUUGGAACUCUGGACCCUUUUGGAAGCAGUGCAUUCAGCAGUAAUGAAAGUUUUGCAGAUUUUAGUCACAUGUCCAAGCACCAAACCCCCGAUCCUUUUGCUACCACAUUUCCAAGUUCUGGAUUCUCUGAAGACCCUUUUAAAAGCAAACAUGAGAUGCCAGCACUGCCCCCCAAAAGAAGCGUCCCACCACGGCCAAAGCCUCCAAGUGGUAAAAGCACUCCAGUAAGUCAGCUGAGUUCAGCACAUUUUCAGAAGCCCAGCGACCCCUUCCAGCCAUUUGGGACAGAACCAGGAGACCCCUUCCAGAACAGAAAGGCUUUUACAGACCCCUUCAGUGGGAAAGAUCCAUUUGCCUCAUCACAACCAGGAAAACACUCUAAGGGAACAUCUGCCGGGUUUGCAAACUUUGGCUCUUUUGGGAACGAAGAGCAGCAGCUAGCAUGGGCCAAACGAGAGAGCCAACGAGCAGAAAAGGAAAGACUAGACCGUUUAAAACGUCAGGAACAAGAAGACUUGGAGCUAGCUAUUGCCCUCAGCAAAGCUGAAAUGCCCAGCUCUUGAGAACUGCACUCAUACAUCCUGUCUCCGUGUGACAGUUUGCCAACUGUAUGACAGCUUUACUCUGGCACAAAAACAAUGAGGGAGGUUGAAAGCUGAAUACGCCACCACCUUUGAUGUCUUUUAUCCCCUAACUACUAGCCAUUAAUCCUGGAAGUUGUGGCAUCACCCAUGUACCAUCCAGUUAUGACGUUUGAUGAAACUGUUCAUCUGAAAAUAUCUUCUCUACAGAGACACCCUUAAAUCAUCUCAUCGUACAUUUGUUUUAUUCAUUUUAUUUUUUUUAGGGGGGUCGGGUUUGGGUUUUUUUUUGACAGGGCAUUUUUUUUUUUUUUUGUUACAAAUAUUUGAGUGGGGAGGGGGAUUUCCUAAAUUUCCCAUUGCCAACGGUUUCUCUACAUUCUUUCUGAAAUAUGAACGAGAUGCAGAUACCCAUGAAAACACUGCAUGUAUAUGAUAUCAGAAAAUUAUAUAUUUUUUAUUUUUCUUUUGUUAGACAUUAAUUUUAAUUUGCUUUAGGUGAGAAGAAUGCUUAUAUAAAAAGGAUCCAUUGGCGUGCAAAGGCAGCUGCUCACCAUUAGCAUAACUGCGCCAUUCCCAGAAUUAAAGUUGCUCUAAUGGGAGAACAUAAAGUUAAAAGGGGGAAAAAAGGAUGGCUAGUUAUCUUCUGUAUAUACCAGUCUGUCCUAGAAACAUAGAAUUUUGAUGGCAGAUAAGAACCACUUGGCCCAUCUAGUCUGCCAUAAACACAUGUACACGCACACAUUAGGGUAAAAUUUUGUCAGGAGCCAAUUAACCUACCAGUAUAUUUUCGGAGUGUGGAAGGAAACCCACGCAAGCACAUGGAAAACAUACAAACUCCACACAGUUAUGACCAUGGUGGGAAGCAAACCCAUGACCUUAGUGCUGUCCUGACUCCCUUGUAGCUGGGUGUAAAAAAAAAAAAAAUCUAUGUGAGUUUGGGUGACUUGUGUGGCUGUGUAUCUAAGCUGAUCUUAUACAAUAUUUACUCCCUCUUUUUCCCUACACAUAAUGUAAUUAUGUCUCCUACGUAUUCCUGUUGCACGAUACCUAGAAUAUCAUUGCAUAGAAAACAGAAGUUUAGGGCUUAAGUGCUGCUAAUGACAUAUAACAGCCACAUGGAAGUACAAGGUGUCAAAUUGACACUACAGUAAACAUAUUUAUUAUCUUUUUAUCUUUGAUAGAGCCCUGAUAUUGGGUUCUUCUGUAUGGGACCAAAAUAAAUAUGGUGUGUUAUGAUUCUGCUUGUAUGAAAGUUGAGUUCACUUGAGUUUUAAGCCAACUUUGUCAUUACAAAAUAAGUGCUGCCUCCUUACAUAAAAUUCUUCUAUUGGAAAUGUAUAGGUUCUAUAUGUGGAAAGAUCAGUAGUCUGCAAACUGCUGUUAAAUGCUCCUAAAGUGAAUCCAGUUAUCCACUUGCUGUACUCCAUGGUCAUGGCCAGCUAUCAGGCAUAUUGUUUAAUUAAUCAAUUAGGUCAUUUAGAUAGGGUUUUUUUUUAACCUAUCUCUGGUAAUUUGUCAUCUAGAGCAGCUAACAUACUUGUGGUCAAUACCAUAUACAGUUGUGCUCAUAAGUUUACAUACCCUUGCAGAAUU